AUGUCAGGAAAGAAGGAUCUGCAGACAGAAUUAUCCCCUAAUGACUAUAAGGUCUUUCAAGGGUUACAAAAGAAAUGGAGAUGCAAACUUUGCGAACAAGAAUUUUAUGUAGAAUCACUGCCCGGAGCAAUUUCAUACAAUUCAGUUUUGAAACUUCGAUCAAGUUGGGGAAUGAAAAUUAAACCUGUUUCUCCAGCCUUACUGUAUCAGAAAGUGCAUGUUUGUGUGUUUUGUCUCCAAUUUUUUGAAUUCCAAUUAGAAAAAGAGGAAAAAGAUUUGAAAAAGGGACCAAAACCUGCUUCAUCAGCUUCUAUGAAGAAGUAG
Messenger RNA from Naegleria gruberi, 324 nucleotides. RefSeq lists its product as uncharacterized. The record is from RefSeq and is a predicted model, not a curated record. The transcript has 2 exons. Lineage: Eukaryota; Heterolobosea; Eutetramitea; Acrasida; Naegleriidae. The coding region runs from base 1 to 324 and encodes 107 amino acids.